This is a messenger RNA of Lactuca saligna, 2007 nucleotides long. The record is from the annotation of a GenBank genome assembly. Lineage: Eukaryota; Viridiplantae; Streptophyta; Magnoliopsida; Asterales; Asteraceae.
AUGGACCCAACACUAUAUCCGCAAAUCACUCUCUUUCUGGAGACCAAACGAUCAUAUCCGAAGGUGAAGUGUUCGAGUUGGGUUUCUUCAAAGCAGAUUUGGUCCACGAAAGUCACCACCACCACAACUUUGAAAUCUGCAAUAGCUGUUCUUCGUGAUGAUGGCAACUUAGUCUUGAGAGAUGGUUCAAAUUCGGUCGAAUCUGCUUGGCAAAGCUUUGAUCACCCAACUCAUACUUGGUUGCCUGGUGCUAAACUUGCUUAUGAUAAUAGAACCAAAAAGAGCCAACUUCUUACAUCAUGGAGAAGCAAAGAAGAUCCUGCUGUAGGACUCUUCUCUUUCGAGCUUCAUCCGUUUAAUAACCAGUAUGUAAGCAAGUGGAAUAGCUCCCAGCAAUAUUGGACAAGUGGGGCUUGGAAUGGGAAAAUGUUUGACUUAGUUCCUGAAAUGAGAUUUGUAAUAGAUGUUUCUGGUCAAGUUCAGCAACUAACAUGGUUGGAAACUACCAAAGAGUGGAAUUUAUUUUGGUCUCAACCAAGAACGCAGUGUGAGGUCUAUGCUUCGUGUGGGGCUUUUGGGAUUUGCAGCCAAUCUGGAUUACCUUUCUGUAAUUGCUUGACUGGCUUCAACCCUAGAUCAGAGAGUGAUUGGAUUCAGAGUGAUUUCUCAGGUGGGUGUGUGAGAAAAACCGAUUUACAGUGUCGGAGAAACGUGGAAAAGCUUGAUUUUCUCAUGAUUGCAGUCAAGAAUCUGCCUCCAAAUCAAUCUGUGGAAAGUGGGAGCGCGGGAGAAUGUCGUACCACAUGUUCGAACAAUUGCUCAUGUAAUGCUUACUCUUUCGUGGAUAAUCAAUGUUCAAUUUGGGAUGGAGACCUCUUGAAUCUCUCAUUAGACGAUUAUAGCAGGAAAACAAUUUACAUCAAAGUUGCUUCUAAAGAUCUUAAUCAUCCUAAAAAGAGUAAUCUGGUUAUGGUGGGUGCUAUUGUUGGGUUCGUGGGAGGUGUUGUUUUUGCCCUGGGUCUAAUUUUGGUUUUAAUCUAUAGAAAAACGAGGAUAUCGGUGGGAAAGACAACAAUGGAGGGAUCGUUGGUGGUGUUUGACUACAAAGAUUUACAAACGGCUACAAAAAAUUUCUCAGAUAUAUUAGGAGGAGGUGGUUUUGGUUGCGUUUUCAAGGGCGUAUUGUGUGAUUCAUCGAUUGUAGCAGUGAAAAAGCUUGAAAGCAUCAGCCAAGGAGAGAAACAGUUCAGGAGCGAAGUCAGCACAAUUGGUAUCAUUCAACAUGUUCAUCUUGUUCGUCUUCGUGGGUUCUGUGCAGAAGGUAACAAUAAGUUAUUGGUGUAUGAUUACAUGGAAAACAGCUCUUUAGACACCCGUCUCUUCCAUGGAAAACAUCUUCUAAACUGGGAAACGAGGUAUCAGAUUGCACUUGGAACUGCAAGAGGGUUGGUUUAUCUUCAUGAGAAAUGCAGAGACUGUAUCAUUCACUGUGACAUAAAGCCUGAAAACAUUCUUUUAGAUGCUGAAUUCUGUCCAAAAAUUUCAGAUUUUGGUCUUGCAAAGCUUGUUGGUCGAGACUUUGGUAACGUUUUAACGACUAUAAGAGGGACACGGGGAUAUCUGGCACCAGAAUGGUUAUCGGGGGUGGCUGUAACAUCUAAAGCAGAUGUUUUUAGCUAUGGAAUGAUGCUUUUUGAAUUAGUAUAUGGUAAGCGAAAUGCAGAGCAAUCUGAAGAUUCAAGGAGUCUAUUCUUCCCUUGUUUGGUUGCGAAUGUUCUUAUGGUGGGAGGUGAUAUCCUUAGCUUGUUAGACAGUAGGUUAAAGAGGGAAGCUAGUGUUGAAGAAGUCAUAAAAAUUUGCAAAGUUGCGUGUUGGUGUAUUCAAGAUGAGGAAGACAGUAGGCCUUCGAUGAGUUUGGUGGAACGGAUUCUUGAAGGGGUUUUGGAUGUGAACAUGCCUCCGAUCCCCAGAUCUGUCUCUUUAUUUUCUUUGGUAUGUUUACAAUGA